Venustampulla echinocandica is the source of this 3108-nucleotide messenger RNA. RefSeq lists its product as uncharacterized. The coding region runs from base 1 to 3108 and encodes 1035 amino acids. Gene Ontology annotation, biological process: protein import into nucleus. The record is from RefSeq and is a predicted model, not a curated record. The transcript has 5 exons. NCBI's taxonomy places the organism in Eukaryota, Fungi, Ascomycota, Leotiomycetes, Helotiales, Pleuroascaceae. Gene Ontology annotation, molecular function: small GTPase binding. Gene Ontology annotation, cellular component: nuclear envelope; cytosol.
AUGGAGGAUCAGCUCUUGCAGCUACUUUCUGAUACACAGUUACCAGCAGAAGGACCUCGCAAAGAGGCGGAAUCACGCCUCCAACAAGCGCAGAGCAAUCCUGCUUUCCCCGGAAGUCUGGCAGCUAUUGCCUCACAUAGCUCCGUAACGCCUGAAAUCCGCCAGAGCGCGCUACUGAUACUGCGACCGUUUGUGGAAAAGAAUUGGAGUGGGCAGGCCGAAGAUGGAGCUGCAAUUCCUAUCGCGGAUUCGGUGAAGGAGCAGCUGAGGGUGCAGAUGUUGGAGUUGGCUACGAGCGGGGAUGCCGAUAGGAAGAUUAAAAGUGCGGCGAGUUACGUCGUGAGCAAGAUUGCAAAUGUCGACUUUCCAGAGCAAUGGCCUAAUCUCCUUCCUGCGCUGCUGCAUCUUAUUCCCAAUGCCACGGAUCCGCAAUUGCACGGUGCCCUCAAAGUGCUGUAUGAUUUGGUGGAGGAUUCGCUGAGCGAGGACCAAUUCUUCUCUGUUGCCAGGGAUAUUGUCAACGUGGUAUACGAUGUCGCCGUCAAUAAUAAUAGGAAGUCGAUCCUGCGUGCUCUUUCGGUCUCGGUAUUCCGCGCUACGUUUGAUAUUAUGGAUAUGGUGAAGGACGAGCAUGGCGCUGAGGUUAAGGGCUUUGCAGAUGAGAUCAUCAAGGCGUGGUCCCCCUUUUUUAUGGACGUCAUGAAACAGCCAUUACCAGCGAAGCCUACUGGCGAGGACGGGGCGUUCGAGAGUGAAAGAGAAGUAGCUGAAACAUGGAGGGGGGUUAUUGCGUUGAAGUUGCAGGUGGUCAAGACGCUGAUGAAGAUCCGGAUGGUAUUCCCGCAAUUACUACUCCCGCAAAGCCCUGCGCUAUUCAGUGCAACAUGGGAGGAAUUAUCGUUGCUCCAGGAAGCCUAUAAGAGCAUGUAUGUCGACAAUGAUGAGCAAGGACGACUUGAGGAUGCGGAUGGCCUUCCUUAUACUUUGGACUUCUUAGUCCUGGAGGAGUUAGACUUUUUACAAUCUUGCUUAAGAGCACCGCCCGUGAAAGAAGAGCUGGAGAAGCAGAUACAGCAGCACUCAGGGAUAUCGGGAACACCUUGGGUCAUGGAUGUCAUGAAGUUGGCGGUGGGAUACGCACAAAUACCAAAGGAGGAAGAAGACCUGUGGGAUAUCGAUGUCAAUUUAUUCUUGGCUGAAGAGACUUCCGUUACAGCAAACUACACAGCACGAACAGCCUGUGGUGACCUACUCAUUAAGUUGGGCGAAUGGCUUCACCAGGGUGCUCUUGAAGGCCUGCUGGCAUACACCCAAGCUCACUUCUCUUCAGAAGCUGCGACGUGGAGAACAAGGGAGGCUUCAUUAUAUCUGCUUACACAACUGAUGACCGAUUUCCUAGAUCUGAGCAAGCAGGUGGCUCCAGAGGUUGCUACAGCCUUCUUAGGCUUGGUUGAGUAUUCCAUCAAUCGACCAGAUGAACCUCUACUAAGAGGACGGGGCUACAUCGUAUCUAGCUUGCUCGUGCAGUACCUCCCUGAUGUUGCCCUCGGCUUGCUUGACCGGACGAUUAAGGCUGUCAAUAGCGAUGAGUCGGAAGUGGUCAAAGUUGCCUGCAUCAAGGCACUUCAAGGCUUCAUCAAGGCACGUACUGUACCCUCUGAUCGCCAAAUCCCUAUCAUUGCAUCCAUAUCAGACUUUAUGUACGGAAAGGACAUGACAGAUCUUGAGGAUGCUGAUGAUCUAGUGGUGACCUUGGUUGAGUCGCUGCGGGACGCAAUUGAAAUCGAUCCUAGGAUUGCCAUCUCGAAUGAGAGCUCUGCUCUAGAUCUACUUUUUGUCCUUGCCAAACAUGGCGCGUCCAAUUUCCAGCUCACUAUGCUGGUCAGCGAAGCGUUCGAGUCAAUUACCGCUGCGCUUUCGCCUAGCCCUGAAGCCUACACUGCUCUAUGUACAAAGGUGUUGCCUUCAUUAACUGGUGCCUUUGAUGUGGGCAGUAUGACAGGCGAUGAUCCUCUUAUUGAGCUCGCAACAGAGCUACUUGUAGUUCUUACAGAAAAAGGUUCUGAGCCGCUUCCACCCGGAUUCGUCACGGCCGCUUUACCAAAGCUUAAUCGUCUCCUGAUGGCAACUACUGAAGGAGGCGUUCUGCGACCCGGUGUUGAAACUAUUAAGUACAUGUUGGCGCAUGACCAUCAACAGGUAUUUGCUUGGCAUGACGAGGCGAAUAGGUCUGGGUUGGAGGUAUGCUUGAUUAUUAUUGACAAACUGCUCGGUCCGACGAUAGAGGAUAACGCGGCUUCUGAAGUUGGCGGUCUCGCUGCCGAGCUUGUUGAGAAGGCGGGUCAAGAGCGACUUGGGCCAUAUCUAGAGCAGUUGUUGCGAGCCGUUGCAAACCGACUUGCAACUGCUGAAGCCGCUCCGUUUAUCCAGUCGUUGAUCUUGGUUUUCGCCCGGUUGGCGUUGGUCGGUGCUUCUGACGUCGUGACAUUCUUAUCGCAGAUCGAGAUUAAUGGCCAGAAUGGCCUGCAAGUUGUCUUGAGCAAAUGGCUUGAGCAUUCUAUCAAUUUUGCGGGAUAUGAUGAAAUUCGGCAAAAUGUUAUUGCGUUAUCGAAACUGUUCAGUCUGAAUGACCAACGAGUUGUUCAGACUAUGGUCAAGGGUGAUCUGAUCAUUCCAACUAGUAAUAGAAUUAUGACCAGAUCACAAGCUAAACUAAACCCAGAUCAAUUCACCGUCAUCCCUGCGCCCCUGAAAAUCGUCAAAGUGUUAAUCGAAGAGCUCCUCUCCGCUUCCGGAAUCCAAACCGCAGCAAAUGCCGCCGCGGCAGCCGCCGAAUUUGCCGACGAAGAAGGCGAAAACGACGAUUGGGAAGAUGUCCCAAAUAUCCUCGACCUUGGCUUGGGAUCUACUAAAGCCGAACUGAUGGCGUAUGGGAAUGAUGGGGCUGCGAGUUUCAUGCGCCAGAGAGAUGAUGAGACGCAGGCUUAUUUGACGGAGUUCUUCCUUAAGGCUGGGACUGAGAAUAUUGCGGGAUUUAACGAGCUUUAUGCGGCGCUGACGGAUGAGGAGAGGGCGAAGUUGAACGAGCUUGCGAACCCGGGGCAGUGA